Molecule: messenger RNA, 6915 nt
Organism: Heteronotia binoei (common prickly gecko)
Lineage: Eukaryota; Metazoa; Chordata; Lepidosauria; Squamata; Gekkonidae
Gene: SUN2
Product: Sad1 and UNC84 domain containing 2
Exons: 18
Coding region: 458-2602 (714 amino acids)
Biological process (GO): nuclear envelope organization
Cellular component (GO): nuclear envelope; meiotic nuclear membrane microtubule tethering complex
Molecular function (GO): protein-membrane adaptor activity
Source: RefSeq, a predicted model, not a curated record
CCUGCCAAUGAGCUGCUCGUGCAGGGAUUUGACAGACGCACGCACAAAACCCAAGGCCUUAUUGUUGCAGGGUGCUUUGGGGUUUGUUUGGGGAAGAUUUUUCUUGCUGAUGUAGGAAGGAUUUCCAAGCGGGUGGAACCGGCGGCUCCUUGUGCCCCCACCCUCCUCGGCUGCGGAUUCAUCCCUUGAAGAGGUCGCCACGACUCUCCACUCUGCUGAUCUCGCAUUCUGGAGGGGCACUUUGGACUGAUUUAUUCUUCAUUGGGGCGGACAUCUAACAGGACGUUCGGUCGGAAAUCAAGGCACUGCAGCUGAAGUUUGUGUGCGUCCAAGGCUGGGAGGCAGAAAGCUCAUUUAUUUCUUAGCUCAUCCCUUAUUCUUCGAGUUAUUUGCCUCCCACCCCCGGCCGCCGCGAGCAUCCCAGGUACUUUAGCACAAGUGGGAGCUUUCCUUGACCAUGUCCCGGCGAAGCCAGCGCCUUGGCACUGUCCGUUAUUACCAAAGUGAUGAUGUCGAUGAUGGUAGUAGCAGCAGCGGUGGGGGUUCACUGCUUGGUGGCCAGCAGGCCCUGUUCAAAGACAAUUCCAACAGCCGAAGCAUACGAAAGAAGUCAAACAGCAUAAAGCGUCCCUCUCCAGCCCUUAGCCUGGGAUCUAACACAGCUGGGCAUACCACCUACUACAGUGAGUCUGUGAUUAGCGAGUCCUACCUGAGUGACGGCAGGGGGAGUUCUGCCCGGACCAGUGCUGCCUUGGAAGAGCCACUGAAUAGCAGCUCUUACUGGAAUGAUGAAUCUUUGACUAGAAGAAGAAGAGGCACUGGAGGUGCAGAGUCCAGUAAAAUCAACGGGUUGGCAGAAAGGAAGACUUAUGACACCUAUGCUUCUUCAUCAGGCUACUCCUCUGAGGAUGACUAUGCAGGUCAUACUUCCUUGGAUCAGAAUGCUUCUGGUUCUGUGUUCAGGAAUGCGCUCUCCAAAGCAGGCUCUUUUCUGUGGCUGGUGCUGAUAUCACCAGGUCGAUUUUUUGGGCUCCUAUACUGGUGGAUUGGGACCACAUGGUACCGCCUGACAACUGCAGCCUCGCUCCUGGAUGUCUUUAUCUUAACAAGGAGCUAUCCAGUCUUGAAGAAGCUUUUCUUGCUGCUGCUCGUGCUCUUGCUAUUGACUGCGAUUGGUUAUGGUGGUUGGUAUUUUUACCCUUUUGGGCUUUAUCCUUCUAUGUUUUCUUGGGGAGCUGCAAAGUCAUCCCCCCCUGUUACCAAGAAGGUGUAUGAAGCUGGAGAUUUGAUGACACUCUAUGAGGCACAGCAGCGGGUUUUAUCUCGACUUCAGGCCCUGGAGAAGCGUUUUGAAACCUUGGAGGAUGUUGCGUCAGUGCUGGAACUCCAGAAAGGUGCAGCCACUACGGGAGCAGCUUUUCAGCAAGAUGAUAUCUUGGUGCUUCUAGAUGGGGUGGUGAAAAGACGAGAAACAGCCAUGAGAGAGGAUUUCCGCACAGAGACAGAUCUUCAUCUCCAGCAUGAACUGGAUGCUUUCCAAUCUCGGGUGCAGAAAGAUUUUGACAGUCUUUUGGAGAAAGUGUCUCAGGCUACCCAGGAUACGGAGACUCGAAUGGUCCAAAUGACUUCACAGUGGCAAAGCUCUACACAACAAAGUCUGAUGGGUGACUUCCGAAAGGAGAUGGGUAUGCUGGAGGCACAGCUGGCAGGCCUGAAGAAGGAAUUUGCAACCUUGGCUGCAGAUCAGAAGGCCUUGGCAAAACACCUGGAGUCUGUUCCAGGACAGAUCAAGAGAGUGCAAGAGGAUGUGGAAAUCCAGUUCCCCAGGUGGUUUAGCCAAUUCUGGGCUCAAUCUAGGCAAGAUGGAGAGGGCAGUAUGUUCCUGCAGCGCGAGGAACUACAGGAACAGCUCCGCAAACUGGAGCACAAGAUCCUGGCCAAAGUCUCUGAGGACCAGCAAUUGUCUGCACAGGAUGUUGGCAUAGCCCUCCAAAUGGAAGGAGUCAUGGGAGUAACAGCAGAGCAAGUGAACCACAUUGUGAAGCAGGCCCUAAAGCGCUACAGUGAGGAUCGCAUUGGAAUGGUUGAUUAUGCCCUUGAAUCUGCAGGGGCCAGUGUUAUCAGCACUCGGUGCUCAGAAACCUACGAGACCAAAACAGCCCUUCUGAGUCUCUUUGGGAUCCCCUUGUGGUACCACUCUCAGUCUCCACGGGUUAUUCUGCAGCCAGAUGUCUACCCUGGGAAUUGCUGGGCAUUCCAAGGCUCCCAAGGGUUUGCUGUCAUCCGCCUUUCGAGCAAAAUCCAUCCCACUGCAGUGACACUCGAACACAUCCCCAGAUCACUCUCACCCAAAGGAACCAUUCCCAGCGCCCCCAAGGACUUUGCAGUCUUCGGUUUGAAUGAAGAAGGGCAGCAAGAGGGCAUUCACCUUGGGAAAUUCACAUAUGACCAGGAUGGGGACCCCAUCCAGACAUUCCAUUUGCAGGAUGAAGAUAAGAGUGCUGCCUUCCAGCUGGUGGAACUGAGAGUUCUUAGCAACUGGGGCCACCCUGAGUAUACCUGCAUCUAUCGCUUCCGGGUACAUGGAGAGCCAGUCUCUUAACCCCUCCCAGUGCCAUACCCGUGCUAGCUGGCUACCUCAAGUUCUUCACCUCAAGAGUGACAAAGGCAGUGCCAGAAAGAAGAGCAGCAGGAGGUGGGCAGCACUGUUUUUGCUGCGUUGCUCAUCUGUGGGGAGUGGGCACUCAGCAGCCACCUUGUGGUCAAUUUAUUCUCUUCGUGUGUGGAGGAAGAAGAGGGCUCCUCAAUUUGAUCUUUUAUAAGCUGCUUUUUAACGUGUGUUUUCUCUUUUUGAAAAAGCCUAUGCAGUUCAUACUUUCCUCACACCCCUCUCCACAAGCAAAAAUUGCUUUCCAGGUUUUCCCUUGGAAAGCUCUGUCAGUGGUAGAUCUAGUGCUAUAUACCUAACUAUAUCAUGCAGGAGUAUUAGUUUAUCCUGUUUGAGGACAGUAGGUGGCUUCUAAGCUGUUGCUGUCUCCUUUCUGGGGCUGAUGGAGCUCAUUGCUGCUUUUACCUCAUUUAUAAAAGCUGGCUUGGUGUUGAUAGCAAUAGGGACCUACAGUGCUGUACAAUAGGAAUGGGCAGAUAGGCAGAAAUAAGUAUUCACUUAUUUAAAGAAAGUUUUCACAUGCCAGAUGCUGCAGUCUUGAAGGACAUGAAAAGCCUGGUUUAAAAGGAAAAACAGUAGAAACACCGUCUUGAGUAUUAUAAGCUUCCCAUUCCUGACAGGGCAGGCUACUGUCAAGACUCAGUCUCAUACCACAGUGUUAACUUUUUUUUGAAGCUUCAUGGGGAGUGAGGAGAGAGAGAGGCUGGGGCUUGCAUCAGCCUGGAAGAAUUUCCUCCUAAUCCCAAAUAUAUGGAGGCUGAUUGCUGCUGUUCAGGGGCAAGAGAAUGUAUUCUGUACAAUUCUGCCAACCUUCCAUUCUCAUGUAGCAUAUUUUAACCCAGAGGCUAUUUCCCUGCAGGUUGUGCAAUGUUGCAAAUAGGACCCAUGUUUAUUUACUUUAUAUCUAAUCUCUGAAGGGCUAAAGAAGAGUCACUGUCAGACAACGCAUCGACUGUUGCGCUAGCUAAAUGCAGCGUUUUACCCUGUUUCAGGCUUUUCCUUUGUAUAGACUGUAGUCAUUUAUCUGUUUGCCUCAUGGAAAAUUGACGUACUAGCUAGAACAAGCAUUUGGUCAGGUGCAUUAUUGUCCUGUUACAUGGUAGGGAAAACCUUUACUGCAGUGCUGCACCUGAACUUCCUCCUCUACACAUGCAGCCAAAUGAGGGAGGUCAGAGUUCCAAGUAGGGAACUGCAGCAGUGGGGAGGCUGAGUUUUUUUUUAAACUUGCCUGUAUAUAAACUGACAGCAGAGCUCAGCUUAUACCCCCUUUCCUCACUGCUGUGCUACUUCUAAACUACAGGAACUGUUGGCAGGGGGUGGAAUGUUAAAAAAUGGAACCCCUUGCCUUUAGUCUGAAGCAGACUACCUCAUUGGGUUGCAGGUGCAAACCAGGCCAGUUGAAAAAUCCAGGUAAUAACUGGCUGUUUUCACACAGUAAGAAGUCUCCAUGUUGCUUUCAUUGUAGCUGUGCAGCAAGGGUGUUUAGCAGCAGAGCUGCUCCCCGUAAGUUUCCUGCAUAUUUGUAUCCAAUUUUCUCUCAUCUUUCCAUACAGCUCCACUGUGACUGCUAUGGCCUCUUUUUUUCCCUUUCUGCACACAUGGAACCAGGGAGGUUCCAUGUGUACAGAAAGGAAAUUCUGUGUGGAAGCAGUUGUGGUAAAAUUUUUAUUGCCACCUAGUAAAGCAACACAGCAAAGCUAGCUUACCACUUGGUUACAUACAUGCUGUAGUAACUUGGUGGUGGAGUGUGCUGUCAUGUUACAGCCAAUUUACGGCUUUUCAAGGCAAGAGAUGUUCAGAGAUGGUUUGCUAUUGCCUGCCUCUGCAUAGCGACCCUGGAGUUUCCUUGACAGUCUCCAAUUCAUCCUAAUCAAAGCCAACCCUGCUUUAGUGUAUGAGAUUGGGCUAGCCCGUGGUCUGUCAAGGCCUGUGGUAACUUACCUCUUGGUAAAUGGUUGUUGAGAGCUGUAUUCAGCAGGAACAGCCCUCCUGGUAUUUGAUACCUCAUUAAUUAGUGCCUUCAUUUUAAGGCCUCUAACAAAAAGAUGAGGGACAAGCAGAUUGCUGAUAUUUUCAGCUCAGGCAAUUCCUCGUUUUGUCAUUUGAAAUAAUUUUGCCAUCUCAAGUGUCAUAUGCUACUUUACUCUGCAUACUUGUGCAUAAGGCACAGCUGUGGGAGGGGAAAAAUCAGUUAUGUUUGUAUAUCAAGGGAAAAUGGUUGGGUUUAAGAUUGUAAAUAGUGACUAUGAAAAGCAGUGCAUGCACCUCAGAGCAAUGGGGAAUCAACAGCGUUAUAUGUAUCUGAUCACUUCAGUGUUCUUGGGUUGUGAGGGUUAAUGACUUUGCCUCAAGGGAGAUAGUGCUUAGCUGGUGUAAUGUAAUGUAAUGCUGAGGUAGAUCUAGGCUGUAUUAGUAUUACUAGAUCUUGUAAAUAUAGAGCAAGGGAGAUAUAUAUAUAUAUAGUCACUCCUAGAAGCAUCCAAGAGAAAGCUCUUGUAGGUGGGAGGAAGAAUGGGCACUGAAAAACACCUUCAAGUUAGACAACUGAACACAUUGCUGGACUAGUUUUUAUUUGUAGGAAAUUUUUAAAUGAGCUUUCUAUGAGGGUAAAAAACCCCAAGAAAAUGCAAUCAGUAACCUGUACGUUUUUUCAGUGGGUAUCUGUUCCGAUCAAGAUUGGAGUCAGGAAAUAUUAUUUGCUCUAUUGAAGAAGGCAUCUCAGCAGGGGCUGUAAAAAUACUGUCAUGUAUUUUGGCCUGCAGCAAAUCCCUUCUUUAGAAUAUUUUGAUGACUACAUUCAGCAUGACAGCAAGGGACCCAUUCUGAAGUUAGUUUUCCCUAAGAUACACAUAGGGAAAGCCAUUGCAACUCCUUGUAAUUGACCAUUCAGACAUUACCUACUAGGACAUACACAAGCGAUGAUUCUUAAACUACCUUUCAAGUUGCACAGGGCUUAUUCCUAUCUGCCACCCUUUCCUCAACCCUUCUUUCAUUUUAAGAUAGAAGUAAGUAAAGAGUAAUAGAAUCAGCCUUAUGACUGCAGCUUGGCUGGUGAGCAGCUCUGGGUAAACUAGUUGCCUGCAUGAACUCACCAAAAAAGGUAGAACAUGGUUUGCUUGUGCAAAGAUUUUGCCCUUUGUUUCUGCAUUCAUUUAGAUCAGGGAAAGGUAUCUUUUAAUAUAUACUUGGAGUGCUAUUUAUCAUAUCAAAGAAAAAUGUUUGAGUUAUAGCUUAGCUCUUUGUACUCUCUGCAAGAUGGGAGUGUUAAGCACUGAUAUUUUUAGGAAACUGUCUAUUUGUUGAAGAUGGAAAAGCUUGAUUCAGCUUGAGAAAAAGUAAAGAGAUAUCUGAGUGCAUAUAUAUGAUCAAAUUUUUAAAAUUUUGAGUUAAUUGAUCUAGUAUAGUUACUGUACUUUGGAUCUAUAAUUAAAUCACUUAUAUGAAUAAUGGUCUUUCCUUAAUCAUAUCUGAAACAUGUAUUUUAGUCACACUGUGACGUUCCUGAAUGCAAGUACAAAAGGGAGAUUAAAAAUGAGAAGUAAUUAGUCAUGCUUGGGAGAGCAUGGGAUUUCAUUGACACCAGUGCAGCCCUAAAACGUGUCCUCAUUGUGGUGCUGCCUGCUGACACUUUUCGUGGUUGCUUAGAGCUUUUCAGAAAGUGGGUGAGGCUAGGUGAGCAUUGGCUGUGGAGAUUAAAAGGCUUGCUAUUAAACAGGGGUUUCACCUGAACUGCUGGAGAGGUACUACGCAGAGUUAUAUACAACCUCAAUCCCUGAAACCCACAAAAUGGCUGUCACACCUCUUGUGACAGCCAUUUUGUGCCCAGCAGCCUGCAUUUGUGUUCCAGUGGUACCCACAAGUUCAAAAAGGUUUGGGAACCCUAAGCAAGAAUUGUGACUUAUACAUUCAUUGUUACUCCUAUGAGUUAUUUUUCCCAUCAGCAGUCACAUGCAGCAAUACACAUCCCUCAGCUUUUUGGUACUGUAGAAUAUAGAAGCAUCAAAGCACCACUGAGAAAGAAGAAAAUGCAGUUAGCAGCUAGAAAUGCAGUUAUCCAUGGUAGCGUGUACAAAGCACCUUUUGAAGUAUGGUUUGCUUCUCCUGUAUCUACACUGUAGGAACUUCCAAUUUGUAUCUCUCUAGCCUGUUACAAAUGCUGCACUAUGUUGUUCAUCAUUUUAUAUCUACGGAUUGUAAUUUAUGCCUAUGCACACAAAAAAAUCCAAAACAAUAAAUUAUAAAUUUAA